AACCUAUCCCUUUCCCCUUUCUGCAAUUUCAUCAUUUUAGCAAUUCCAUAGCACGAGCGCUACUGGUCUUGUCAAAACCUGUAAAGUAGAACUUUACUACGUGCUAGUAGAUUUAUUUCUCAAAUGACGUCACUUCCCUCAUUCACCACCAUCACCAUCUCCCUGCCAUACACUCACUCCCCAUUCCCCUUCUCUCUCCCUAACUCCACCUACCAGCCAAGAUGCUAUCCUCCAUAAUCCCCCUCCCCACCCUCCUCCUAACCCUCUACACGCUCUCCCUCAUCAUCCCCACAAUAUCUCGCCUAAGACGCUACGAAUCCGCCAGCAAAACUGCAGCCCAAUACUCCAACACGGCAGCAAAAAAACUCCACAAAACGCAAGUUACGCAGGCGAGCGGUGUAGUCGCUACUGUCGUGUCUCUCAUAUCUUCCUUAUACCUCCUCUCCUCACCUGAUGCCGCGCUCCUCUCUCCCCCAGUCAUCGCAGUCCUAAACACGAUAAUAUGUGCUCUAGCGUACGCGCAUAUGGCGGGGUUCUGGAAUGAGCGCGAACAAACGCGUAUUCCACUCGUUAAGGAUUUCAACGAAGCAAUCAGGGGGAGUGAGAAGGUGGUUUUGCUGUUGGGGACUUUGGGGUUGGGAUGGGGUGUUGCAGCGGGGGUGUGGGUGGUUGGGAUGGGGGAGGGGCUGAUGGGGUUGGCAGUUUGGGUGGUGGCAGUUGGAGCUAGGGUUUGGGGGAUAGCAGGGGAAAUGGGAUGGAGAGGUUGAUAUUUUUUAUGAUGAUGAUGAUGAUGAUGAUGAUGAUGAUGGUCGUGGUCGUGGUCGUGGUUAUGGAAUGACUACACAGUAAUGUCUUUUACA
Messenger RNA from Bipolaris sorokiniana ND90Pr, 860 nucleotides. RefSeq lists its product as uncharacterized. Lineage: Eukaryota; Fungi; Ascomycota; Dothideomycetes; Pleosporales; Pleosporaceae. The transcript is spliced from 2 exons. The record is from RefSeq and is a predicted model, not a curated record. Bases 222 to 767 code for a protein of 181 amino acids.